Molecule: messenger RNA, 3360 nt
Organism: Beauveria bassiana ARSEF 2860
Lineage: Eukaryota; Fungi; Ascomycota; Sordariomycetes; Hypocreales; Cordycipitaceae
Product: SREBP cleavage activating protein
Exons: 3
Coding region: 1-3360 (1119 amino acids)
Biological process (GO): SREBP signaling pathway
Cellular component (GO): endoplasmic reticulum membrane; Golgi membrane
Molecular function (GO): sterol binding; protein binding
Source: RefSeq, a predicted model, not a curated record
AUGAUAUGGUACUUGCUUUACCCACUGCGAGGAACUACAGAAGCUCCAGCUCUGUCGCCAUCCAAUCCUGUGCGUGUCGCAUUUACUCGCUAUGGUAAUUACGUUGCGCAACAUGUGAUACUGGCUUUGCUCAUCUCUGGCAUCGUUGCCACCAUCUUGAUCUACCCCAUUCCAUAUCUCUUCACCGACGACUUCACCAAUGGUGCUUCCAAUCUUCCCCAUCAUGUCUGGACUGUUGCGCAGCCCUUGGCAAGAGACGCCGCCGUUCUGCCAGACAUCAUCAUGAGAUCUAUAUGGGUCCAUGGCGACUAUAUGCAGGCGCUGGAUAAUCAUCUACUCAGUGCGGCACUAGAGCUUCAGGAUGAGCUUCUUGGGCCAACAGAAAACUUCUUUCCCGCCGCAUCACAGGGGUUUCCUCCUCCAAGUGACGACCACUGGCCCAUGUCGACAGAGAGCAGAGACGCGGUUCAUAUUGUCAACGGACUGACAAACCAGUCUUGGUUCUUUCACUCCCCCCUCCUCUACUGGCACUGCUCGCGCCAGCAAAUCCUGGCAGACACGGACAUCAUCACCACUGUCAAUGAGAGAAAGACGCAGUCUACGUCGGCAAAUGUCACACUGAGACAUUCCAUCGUUUUUAGCGGCAAGAGAUUUUCGGAAAGGAGACUUCUGGCCGCCGAUGCGCUUGUCAUCACCCUCUUGCAUCUCCGCGAUUCCCCGGUCGGCCGCCAAUGGGAACACAAUGCGCCAUUGCUCACUCGCAAAGUCCAGGAUAAGUGGGAUAUCUAUCCAACAGAUGGAAUCGUCGAGAGCAGCCAGGUUUAUGAAUUCCAGUUCCGGCCAAUAUCCAUAUACGACAUCAUCAGCUUGGCAUUGGCAUACGGUCUGAUGUUCAUUUAUUUCCUUGCAAGUCUCAAAAAGCUUCGGGCUAUCAAAUCAAAAGCUGGGCUGACAGCGACCGUCAUCACGCAAAUAUUAUUAUCCAUCAUGUCAAGCUUCACUGUAUGCGCAAUCCUUGACAUUGAUCUAUCUCGCAUUCCUCGAGCCGCUUAUCCCCUGGUCAUACUGGCUAUAAGCUUAGAGAACAUGUUCAGAGUUAUCUACGCCGUGAUACUCUCACCCGCCGAAAACAGUUCCAGCAGCCGCGUUGGCUCGGCUUUUGGACAGACGGCGCACAUAGCGUUGGCGAGCACAAUGCAGAAUGUAGCCAUCUUGGUGGGCCUUUCAAUGAUUGUCUCCCCCGGUGUCGCUGGCUUUUGCAUAUUUGCUGCCAUUGCCACAGUAUUUGACUAUUUCUACUUGUCAACCUUUUUCCUCUGUGUGUUGAGUGUUGAUGUGCGCAGAAUCGAGCUUGAAGAUGAGCUAUUGAAAGCCAGCACGCGGAGGCACAACCACACCUAUGGCCAGUUGAAAGAACGUCCGUCAUGGAUCUACAAUGUUCUGAGAGGAAAAGUCGCACUUUCUACCAGAAUAGCGGGCACGGUUGUCAUGAUUGGUUUCGUCAUCAUUGCCCAAUGGCACUUUUUCGAAGGCGUAGGUGUACUGGAACCUGGCAAGCAGCUCUUUGGCACCUCAACGUUGCAAUCACCUGUCGCCAAAGAAGCAGCCUCAUCUCUCAAAGAGAUACAUCAGGCAAGGUCCCCUGGAUCGUGGCUGCGUCUUCAAGAUCACGAGACAGCUCAAGAGGUCAUCAACGCUAUCAAGCCGUCAGCUUUUAGUUAUACAGCACAAGUGUAUGAUCCAUUGGUUUUUGUGCUCAAGGAAUCGAACCGAACGCCGCCACAGCAAAAGAAGAGGCUUCUCCCCGCGGCAUAUGACUUUAUUGAUCACCAAUUGGCCGAAUUUGUCAUCUCAAUCGCUCUGGUUUGUGCUUGCCUUCGACUACUCGCAAGCUAUCUACUUAUGGCAGACGAGGAGACAAGAGACAAUUUCUCUGAUUCCGGUGAGAGCCCGUCUCUGUCUGUCAAAACUCUAUCCGGAGGUCACGUUCUCGAUGUUGCAAUGAUGGUGGCAUCAUCAGAUGGACGAAUUGUUUCCGCAGGUCUGGACCGAACCAUACGAGUAUGGGACAUUCGUUCCAAUGUCACAAGCUAUGAGCUGCCUGGCACUAAACUAUCAGACGGACGUGGGCUGUUUCCUAUACUGGGAAUUGCCGUGGAUGCAGAGUCUAAAUGGCUGGCCAUUAUGUCAACGAGCCAGAUCCGACUUUGGAACCUAUCAGAGUACAAAUGGAGCGAUUCUAUCCCCAUGGAAUCUGGCAGCCAUAAUCCGGAAGUGUUUUGCUUUCACCCGGGGUCGACUCUGGAAAUCCCCAGACUUGUUAUUGUAAGGAAAGAUGGGACAUUGACAGACGUGUCGAUGGUGGGCGACAACCGCCGACGCGAGGCAGCUGUCUGCGAUGGUCAGCUACUCACGGCUCGCUCUCUCAUACACAAAGGGCCAGAGUCAAAUACUGUGCGGGCGAUGCAGAUCCUAUCACUCUCACGAAAUGGAGAGGCCUUUAUGUCACGGGAAACUGAGACGGGUUGGCGUUGCGAGAGCCUACCAUUAAAUGUCGUGAGUGAUACUACACUUCACCAGAUAGUGCCACUCUCUCCGCACCCUUUAUUCCUCAUUGGCGCCAUCAGCUCCGUAUACCUGGUCAGCGCGAAUGACGGCGUGGUGCAGCAUGUCUUUGCGACAGAGCCAGUGGCGUGGCGAUCCCUCCAAUGCGAAUAUUCCGACAAUCGAUAUAACAAAUCGUCUAGUGGAAUUGGAUUCAGUUCUCUGACGUUGGGGUACGUGGAAGCAAACACGCAAGAAUGUAUUGUGACCAGUUACCAUCCUGCCCAAGGCAGCGAGGCGAUUGCGGCUCUUGCACCGUCGGGCGGUGCUGGUGGAGGAUGGUGUACAUGGGAAGAGGCAAUAGAGACAAAGAAGCGGAUAAAGGACCCCGGUACUUGGGAGAUUAUCAAAGAAAGAAGCGUCAUUGGUGUGCGACAAGAAGCGAACCCUUGCCGCAAUACCAAGCAUGCAGACUACCGCAGGCGAUCGGCUACGCGGCGUGGGAGCCCCGGAGCACCUACGAGGUGGCAAGCGUGGACAGCUGCUACGGACGGGUAUCUCGAGGCAGAUGAGGUCCAGCCGCUUCUCAGUGAUGGAGCCGGCUCAGAGGAGCUCGUGGUAGUUCCUACAUUGGGGCCAAAGGCCAAAAUUGGCGUCCGAUCCGUGGCAUUUUCCCUCGGCAACACCAUCAAAGUAAUAUCUGCAGGCGGACCGGAGCGGUAUAACGCUGAUGACGACUCAACUGCAGAAUUGCUACUGCCAAAGGACAAUAGGCGCGUGCGACACGGUGGCGGUUCCAUGCGAGGGAGGGGCUAG